This is a messenger RNA of Cololabis saira (Pacific saury), 2315 nucleotides long. RefSeq names its product isocitrate dehydrogenase (NAD(+)) 3 catalytic subunit alpha (gene idh3a). Gene Ontology annotation, molecular function: isocitrate dehydrogenase (NAD+) activity; magnesium ion binding; NAD binding. The record is from RefSeq and is a predicted model, not a curated record. Gene Ontology annotation, cellular component: mitochondrion. The transcript has 12 exons. Gene Ontology annotation, biological process: isocitrate metabolic process; tricarboxylic acid cycle. The coding region runs from base 56 to 1222 and encodes 388 amino acids. Lineage: Eukaryota; Metazoa; Chordata; Actinopteri; Beloniformes; Belonidae.
GAAAGCGGAAGUGAGUUUCCGUCGCUGCUGCAUCGUCGACCUUGGAUAUCUCAGCAUGGCAGGGCAGGCGUGGAGGUCAGCGAUUGUUAAUCUACUAAGAAAAUUGGGUUUAUCCAUCAAUGGCGAGAACAUAAUCAAACCAGAGAAAGUGCCACGGUUAGUUGGUGCUUUGAAGAAUGAGGCCGCACAAUCCAAGAACUUCAUCCGUGGGAUGAAAACUGUUACUUUAAUUCCCGGUGAUGGAAUUGGACCAGAGAUUUCAACCGCUGUUAUGAAGAUAUUUGAAGCUGCUAAAGCACCCAUACAAUGGGAAGAGAGAAAUGUUACAGCCAUUAAAGGACCUGGUGGCAAGUGGAUGAUUCCUUUGGAUGCCAAAGAAUCAAUGGAUAAGAAUAAAAUUGGCCUUAAAGGUCCUUUAAAGACACCAAUAGCUGCUGGCCAUCCCUCCAUGAACCUGCUGCUGAGGAAGACCUUUGACCUUUAUGCUAAUGUACGCCCCUGUGUCUCCAUUGAGGGCUACAAAACCCCGUACACUGAUGUGAACCUGGUUACCAUCAGGGAAAACACAGAGGGAGAAUACAGCGGGAUUGAACAUGUCAUAGUUGAUGGAGUUGUGCAGAGUAUUAAGCUCAUUACAGAGCAAGCCAGCGAACGGAUUGCAGAAUACGCUUUUGAGUACGCAAGAAAUAAUCAAAGAGCCAGCGUUACUGCUGUUCACAAGGCAAAUAUCAUGCGCAUGUCAGAUGGACUUUUUCUACGAAAAUGCAGAGAGGCCGCUGAAAAGCACAAAGCUGUGAAAUUCACUGAGAUGUACCUGGAUACUGUGUGCCUUAAUAUGGUACAGGACCCCACGCAGUUUGAUGUUCUGGUGAUGCCAAAUUUGUACGGAGACAUCUUAAGUGAUCUCUGUGCUGGAUUAAUUGGAGGAUUGGGAGUGACCCCGAGUGGAAAUAUUGGAGCCAAUGGUGUGGCCAUAUUUGAGUCGGUUCAUGGAACUGCUCCGGAUAUAGCAGGGAAAGACAUGGCCAACCCCACUGCGCUGCUGCUGAGUGCAGUCAUGAUGCUGCGACACAUGGGCCUUCACGGUCAUGCCAAAAACAUCGAAACGGCUUGUUUUGAUACCAUUCGAGACAAAAAGGUUCUAACCGGGGAUCUGGGAGGAACCUCAAAAUGCUCUGAAUUCACAGAAGCAAUAAGUCAAAGAGUGCGAGACAUGGACUAGAAAGAGCUAGUGAGCCCAGGAGAUGCUUGUUAAAGUUUAGGGGCCAGUUCAUUGUGUCUUCUUGUCUUCUCUCUUAAUUUAUUCAAAAUGUAUUUUAAAAAAGUCUAUUGAAAAAUGUUUAUCUUCUCUACUCCAAAGGACCGGACUUAAAGUUACUGAAUAUGAUAUGCACUCCGUUUGAGGUACUCUUAACUGUAAUCUGUGGUGAUUAUUGUGUUUAUUGGCUGAAUUUAAACUUUGAUAGAUUUGACACUGUUACUUAAAAGCACUGUGCAGCUUUUUGCUUGAUACAGAUUAUUUUAUCUCCAUUUCAAAAGUCUUAAGUUAUGUUUGUUGAUAUGUGUCACAUUUAUGUGCUUAAAGUAUACUGAUUAAAACAUAAUUGGGUUUCUGCGGCACAAAUUGUGACAUUUUGCACUUAGUUUUCUUUUCUUUUUGUGACAUUUGUUUCUGCAGAUGUCACGGAUGUAUAAUGUAAAAAAUGCCAUCAGAAUUUGUUUCAUUUAUACUAUUUUGCAAAUGGUUUUGUGUGUUAGGCUAUUAUUUGUUAUUGUCAAGUUACAUGUGGCAUGUUUUAUCCAGUGUUUUCAAAACAAACUGAAUACCAUCAUGUACAGAAACGUAAAAGUCUAGCCUGCACUAGUGAAACAUAUGUCCAUCCGGUCAUCCAUUUACGUGCUAAACCCCCUUCAUCCAGGGGGAAAGAUGCAUUUGCCGAUCCAUUCCAUGGUUAAACAGAGACACGUCCAACUAAUUGGCACACGUUUCUGGACUGUCAGAGGAAGCUGGAGUACCAGAAUAAAAUACACACAGGAAGGAGGAGAACAUAGCUUCAAGUAUAUUACUUCAAUAUAUGAAAAGAUAAAAGUUUUAAAUCAUGAAUAUUGUAAUGCGGCACAGUAUUCACUAUGUAAAAAAAAAAAGAAAAUGGCCCAGUCAUAUCUCUUGCUUCCUUCGUAUAAGAUGCAGGCAAAAGACACUUCAUAAAGGCCUCUAUGACCUUGUACAUAUACAAGACAACAGAGUUGACCUAAAGGGAGAAGUAGUACAAUGAACUACAGUAUCAAUAUAAUAAAGAUAUGUUUGAAACAUC